CUUAACUUAACUCCAAGGACUUUCAGGUUUUUGAGAGGAAAGAAUGAAAUAGCGAUGGCUGGUGAUAAUGUAAUGAGGAGGUCAAUCUACGUAUGUUUGCUGGUCACUUCCAUUUCAGUAUAUUCAGUAAUAGCAGGCAAGUUGACACCUAUCACAAGCUAGCAGGACAAUUAAAUAAAACUUUUAGAUCAAUGUAAAACUAAAAUUAUGACAUUGGCUUAUUUCAAAUAAUCGUAUCACCUUAUUUUAUACUUUAGGCAAAGCUAAGCUACUGAGGAACUUAAAGAGUGCAUCCUAUCCAUGGUUUGGUGAAGCGUAUAAAAGAAAUUGCCCAGAUUCAGAGGCCAAUUGGCCACAGUGUUAUAAUUUACGGUGAGUUCAGUUAUUUCAAGCAUUUUAUAGAAUUUUAUCCUUAUCCUGUUUAGUGUCAGAAUAUAUUUGUAUAUGUACAAUUGACUGAAUUGACAGCUUGACUAAUAGAAACAAUUUUAAUAAUACUAACAGCUUGACUGUUAGGAACGAUUUGACUGAUAGUUACAGCUAGACUGAUAGGUUCAAUGUGACUGAUACUUAUAACUGAUUGAUACACAAUAGAUGGCAGAAAAGGGUUAGAGGCCAAAGUCUUGAUUAGCCGUAGACUUAACGAAAAACAUAACAAGGAAACGGAGUCACAAGUUAAACACAUAAACAAACAAACCAAUGUGUACAUUAGCACACACAAAAUUCCAACAAUUACGGUGACGCAGAGCAAUUAAAGAGCACAGUUAAAAACACAAGAACAAAAAAAUCCACCUGCGCUGGUCAUCUACUGCAUCCUUGUCUGUGUCCAGUCGUCUUGACUGAUUCAUUCCUUUAAAAGCAAACAACGACAGAGUGAGGCAACUCUCCUUCACUUUAAAAUAAAAUAUUAAAAAAUACAGCUCAAUUCAAGGCUACUACUCAAGACUUGGUCAUCUUCGCCUGCCAAGGACAAACGAUUUUCAUUUAUGUAUAUGUUUACACAGAACUACACAAUUUAAGAUGCACGAGAUGUUCAGAAAUUGUGUGCGAUUGAAUGUAAUUGUCAUAUUCUAAAAAUCUGUUGUCAUGUGUUUUUCUACUUUCUCCUACCUAGUCCCAAUGAACAGGAAUCGAUCAUCAGACGAGCAGGACUUCCAGACGAUACUACACUGACAACAGAACUUGAGGUUGUGUUCAGUGCGCCUGAAGGUUUGCAUCUAUUUCUUUACUUCACUAUUAAGUAUAUAUUAGCACGCAAUAGUAUUACAUUAACAGAAUCAUUGGGCCUACCUAAUUUUUCCUUUUACCAGGAUGCUUUAGACAUUACUAAAGUGGCCAUUUUUUAUUCAGUUUGUUCUAAGCAGGAAAAUGGGGCAUGUGUCAACUUUUGUUAAUAAACAUUUCUGGUUUGGCUGUGUGCAAAAGUGAGACUUCGGAAAUGUUAAGUUUUGUCUUGCAAAAUGUUUUUGUUUUUAAAUUAGGGCUAGGAGAAAGUAUACCAACAAGCUGACUUUAUGCAAUCAAAUGAAAAUGGAGUCCUCUGCAUGGUUUUCAUGUACGAUGGCUGAACUUCUUACUAAACCUGGCAAGCUUGGUCUGGCUAAAGAUAAUAUGCAAAAUAUGUAAUAUAAAGCUGAAACAAUUUAAAAAUGAAAGGAACACAGCGAUUGUUUGUCAGACUCAUUAAGAGUACACAUACAACGAAUCUCACUUAAUCCUAAACAACGGGCAAUUGUAUAAUACUUUCUAGAGACUUUAUUGAAAGUGUUUAUGUCAUAUUCAAUUAAAUGCAGAAAUGUAACUGAACAUCUGACUGAUAGUUGGCUACAAAUGCAACCAUUGUCUUGUUAUAUCCCAUGUUUUAGAAGAUAUUGAUGUCUGCGGCAAAGAUGAGCCCAUGAGUAAAGUGAACGAAUUUAUUUUAAAUGAGGAAGGGAUAGCAGCUGAGAGCUCUCUUGGUGUGAGUUACAUUAUUUUAUAAUUGCAUGGUACAAAUUAUUAUGGUACAAAUAAUCUAAAUACAUCCUAUCAGGGCAUUAACAAUUCAGGUUAAUUAUAGUUCACACUAUCAUGCACCAAGAUGUUAGGUUUCACAAUUAUACAAUUGUGUCAUAAUAUUGUAACUUUGAAAUCAAAAUUGUGAGGAAAUUAUCAUUACAUGCAUUUGUAUUUGCGUUGUUAUGGUAAACAAUAUUUUGAAUAAAUCACUGUGAAGAAAUUUUCGUAAAACACCAUAAUGUUUAACAUGAUAUGAAACACGAAAUAAUGAAACUACAAUACUACUGUUUAUCCAUUUACAAGAUACACAAUUAUGGUGUACGAUAUAUCAAAUACAUUACAACGGUACAAAUCAUUAAUUACACGUUUACAUAGCUCAACAUUACGCUACAGAUAUCUUUGUACACAUUUAAAUUUGGGAAAACACAUUCAUUUAGCGUAUAAAUUAAUCAUGCACAAUACAUGUAAUUAUUGUAGACAUUGUAACGUACACAUUUUAGAAAACUAAAUUGAAGUCAUAGUCACAUGAUCAGCCUUAUUAUCUGCACUGGUCUUGUCGUAUUUCUCUAAAUGUUUAUUGAACAGUUUCAGCAGCUCCUAACUCUGGUAAUAUUCUAUCACAAGCUUGGUGCAGAGAUCUACAGGAAACAGCCAAAAGUUAACUGGGACGCCAAGGAAGGUGUUAUGUACACACUUAUAUUCUGGGACGUCGGGUUCUUCAAGAUUCGUGGGUGGUUCUACAACAUUGAGCUGAAAGGAUCGGAAAUGCUGGGAUUGGUAAUAAAGGUUUUUGUAUUUAUAAGCGAUCAGAAUCUUUAAAUCAGAAUACUUGUUAGACUUAACAGGACCUCACUGCAUUCUGCAACAAUAUGUCCAUCUUUUUGUGUAUUUAAAAUUAUUUUAAACUAGGUAUGACACAAAUCUGGGAUAUGGGGCAUUAACUUCCUAUAUUCUACCACAAUAUCGUUUAUAUUUCCAACACACACACACGCACACACACACACACUAGCACACACUGACACACAAGUCUGACAUUUUGUUACUUGGCACAAAGACAAAAUGGUCUUGCUAAAAUAAAUGAGGCAUAAAAUUUAUUUUUGCUUCCUUAAUUGUGGUCGUUGAUUUGUUAUUUCGCCAUCUCAAUAAUCAGAUAUUAUGAUCCACGUGUCUGCAUUGGUUGACAAGAAUUUUUCUAAACGUUAGCAGCUUUUCUUGACUUUCUUGUCAACAAAGUCGUGUGAAAGUUUUAGCCGUUCUCCACUACUGUCAACUUCAGUACAUCGAAUGCUACAAUUCCCAGCAUUGCCAACUUCAGCUCAUCAAAUGCUACAUAUUCCUCAAUAGUCAUCUUAAGCUCAUCAAAUGUUAUAUUUUAUUAUUAUUGCCAUCUUCAGCUCAUUUAUUGCUACAUUUUCCACUAUAGCCAUCUUAAGCUCAUCAAAUUGACAGUUUUUAAAUCAGAAGUACACAGUGGCCACGUGAUUUAUUGUAGGAAGGUCAUAUGAAGAACGUUAAAUACGUUUCUGGCUGCUUGACACUUGACCUCUGACCUUCAAUGUUACUUUUUGGAAAACAGAUUUAGCUUGAUCAUCAACAAAACAAAUCUCUGUAGAGAAGACCGUAAAUGUAAUAUUUACUGUUAACUUUGCUUUCUGUCUGAUUUUUAAACACACACACUUGGUCGGCCCCCCAUGGAAGAACCAUUGACCAAAGUCAUGACAUAGCUGUACACGAGUCUACCUUCUGGAAGCGGGACUUUUCUUUGUUUCGGUUGGUGAAGACACUGUCAGUGACUUCAAAUCCGUGAACCAAAUACUUUUAUACUUCUCCCGUUUGGUAACCUUUUUAAGUAGCGGUGCUACAUCCCAACACCAACCAUAAACCCAGUACUUCUUAUGUUGUAAUCUGUUAUUGUAUUUCAGACCAACUCUCCAUACUAUCCACCUGCCAACCCAACACCUAACAUAAACCCAGUGCUUAUCAUGUUAUUGGAGCAAACAAACAGCACAACCUCCAGCACUAACGAAACAAUGAACUUGUGUGUAGAGACUAUACCCAACCCACAGCGAGCAGAAAGGUGCAGGAAUAGUGUCAUAACGUGGCUGAAAGAUGGUCUGAGUAAGUAGAAUGAGCUAUGACCAGUGGCCUAGCUAGGGGGGGGCGGGGGGACAUAUGUCCCCGGGCGCCACGUUAGGGGGCGCCAAAAUGAGUAUUGAAACUAACUAUUUAAUUUUAUUAAAAUAUCUUCAUUACAAACCUGUUGGAAAGCAUAAUUUUUGCGCCCCCAUUGAGCAUUUAGGGGCGCCAUUCUACUCAUAAAGAAAUGACACAUCCACAAUGUAGGAUUGCUGAUGGUGUUGUUUUUUUUAAAACAAAGAUCAGUUCGGGUUCAAAUAUUAUUCUUCAUAAACUGAAAGUAGCAUCUGGUUUUAACAAUUAUACAGGUUGGAUAAUUUCGAGUCGAAUAUAGGAUUUUACGUGAGUGCAAGGAAGAUAGAAUAAUACUUCACAUAAGUUGAAAAGAGAAAGAUAGAUAACAAGUAUUUGUCUCAUUGAAUAAUAUCUGUAGCCUUCUCUCACUUGACGGCAGUUAUCAACCGCCUGCAACGCCAGUCUUAGAACACGAAAGCAAGAAGGUUGAACCAUACCGACAAGAUUACAACAUACAAGAAGAUAGGAUUAAGACAGUGGUACUGUUUAGGCUGAGGAAAACACCAGAGACGAUGUUGUUGAACAGAUUCAACAAGACGCUGACCUUUCUGACAGUGACGAGGACAAUGAGAUGGAAUAAUUUUCUUUUGAUGAAGAAGCUAAAGAUGGUGUUGUUCUUUUUCCUGCUGUCCUAAGAUUUCAUGAUGUUGGCUAUUUAGAAUUUGAUCAAACGACAAAGCUAUCGAUAAUACCACAGCCUCUUCGUGAUGAAAUGAUAACUCUAGGAUCUAUACCCUUUCAGCAUAGAGGCAGUCUAUCGUUAGCAGCAGGUGAACGUUCGAUUACUACGUCAUGGUUUAAACGCCGACUAGCAAAUGGAGAGGAAGUAAAUCGAUCGUGGCUAUUAUAUUCAUCAAUUAAUAAAGCUGCUUACUGUUUUUGCUGUCUAGUGUUUACAUCAAGUUCAAACUCACGAUCUUCAUUUGAGUUAAUCGAUGGUUUCAACAAAUGGAGAAAGCCAGAAAAACUACAAUCUCAUGAAAACAGUCCCGGCCACCGCAUAGCUUUUACUACAUGGAAGGAAGCCGAGCGAGGAUAAUUGAUACAACUGGAAUUGAUGUCCAGGUCCAAGCUCAAAUUCAAUUGGAAAAACAACGUUGGCGGGAUAUUUUGAAAAGAAUACUUACCUGGAUUAAGUUUCUAGUUUCUUAAAAUUUGGCUUGGCACUGCGUGGCCAUGAGAAACAUCUGCAUCAGGACGAGGAUAAAAAUGUUGGAAUCUUUCUCUCUGUGAUCAAACUCGUUGCUCAGUAUGAUCCACUGUUAGAAAAACACCUACAAUAUGCCCGAGAAAAUCCAGGUUCAGUAUCUUAUUUAUCACCGCAAAUUUAAAAUGAAUGUAUCCACCUACUUGCAUUGACUGUAAGGAAUCAACUGUUGAGUGAAAUCAUAAAAAAACAAGUACUACGGUAUCUUACUUGACUCAACACCCGACUUAGGACACCGGGAACAGCUUUCUCAAGUCCUCAGAUUUGUGGAUGUGGAUUUUCAAACUAAAAAAGUAACCAUCAAAGAAUCAUUUUUAGGUUUUGUUCUGAUCCAUUCCAAAGACGCGGCAAGCCUUGAAAGAGUUAUCGUAGAGAAACUGGAAUCUGAUAACAUACCUCUAGCCGACUGUCGGUCACAAUGUUAUGACAAUGCUGCUGUAAUGACUGGGCAUAUAUCCGGCCUUCAACAGCGAAUAUGUGCCAGAAAUCACAGAGCAUUGUUUGUCAACUGUGACAACCACAGCUUAAACUUAGCAGGAGUACACUAUGUUAUGACAAUGCUGCUGUAAUGACUGGGCAUAUAUCCGGCCUUCAACAGCGAAUAUGUGCCAGAAAUCACAGAGCAUUGUUUGUCAACUGUGACAACCACAGCUUAAACUUAGCAGGAGUACACUCAGCUAAAGAGGAUCCAGUUUUUAUCACAUUUUUUGGAAGAGUUGAAAGUAUAAAUUUGUUUUUCUCUCGUUCAACAACUCGUUGGGAAGAAUUAAAAAGAUUUAUGCCAAUUACAGUGAAGAGGGAGUCUGAAAUACGCUGGAGUGCACGAUCAGAAGCUGUUAAAGCAAUUUAUGAAAUACUAGAUAAACUAGUAGGGCUGAUGGAAAAAGUAUCAGAAAAAAGAAGAAGAAGACUCAAACAGGAGAUAUCAAUACGGUUUUUACGUCUAAAAAAUUAAACACCAAAUUUGGAUUUUUAUUAGAAUUCAAAACUCUUCUCGCCAAGACAAAAUUGCUUAGAUUUUGGAAAUUCUACGACACUGACAUCAAUGGUCACGAAUUAUGCACAGAAAUCGGAGACUACAAAAUGCUGCUCAGUACCCUGACUGAAGUUCUACCGGAAACUCCUUUGGAUCUUCUUGGUUUUAUUGUUUCAUAUGGAGAUGACGUAUUUCCGAAUAUGCGCAUUUUACUGCAAAUACUUCUAACAAAUUGCUGUUUCUAUAGCAAGCUGUGAGCGGUCCUUCAGCAAACUGAAGCUUAUUUUGUCUUAUUGACGUGUUUCAAUGGGACAAGAUCGUCUGAGUGAUCUUGCACUUCUUAGCAUCGAAAGAGAUAAACUUGAGAAUAUUAAUUUUGACAACGUGAUUGGCGUGUUUGCGACAAUCAAAUCAAGGAGGAUCAAUUUGUUGUAGAAUAUGUCUAUUCCAGUCAUGUAUAAUUAGUAGAGUAUAUAUUUUUUUUCAAAUAAAUUGUUUACAAUCGUAUAGAGAAUUAUUAGUCUGUAAUAUAUUUCAUUAAAAUACCAGAUGCUUCAAAAAUGAACAAUAUAAACCGUAAAAUUUCAAAAUUUUCUUGGGGGCUCAGACUGAGGCCCCAGAUUCUGUCGGUCCGAGAAGGGGCGCUGACUUUGGGUCAUGUCCCUGGGCUUAUAUGACCCUAGCUACGCCACUGGCUAUGACCACACAAAAAUAUAAUAUUAUGUUUUACUGAUGCUAGAUAAAAAAAACAGAAAUUAAUAGUUUCUGUAAUAAAUCGAACAUAAACAUGCAAAAAAAAAACGAUAUUUGCUAUGAAAUUAGAAAAACCAUGAUGUGUCACAAUUACAGUGGGCCAUUGCCUAUCAUUGUGACAUAAAAAACAUUUCAUUCUGACAUUCUUGAAAUCAGUGUGUAGCACUGCCUGGCAUUUUAAAAGGACGGUCUCAGCUUACAGAAUGCCACUUAGGUGACACAGUUCCCCUUGUUAUUUCUCAGCUUGGAUGUUUUGACAGAAUAUUUUCAUGUAUAAAAGUUUCAAAUUUGCUUUGGGGUGGAAAUAACACAUAUGAAAAUGAAACCGCUAAUGUGCCACUAAACAUUAUAGAUACAUUCUUAAUUUAAUUUUUAUUUCAAAUCAAAAUUUCAAAAUUGUGCUUGGUGUACUCCACGUUAGAUGAUCAGAUUCGAUGCCCUUAUAUUUCAUACACACAAAGAUAUAUUUUUUACAGGCCAUCCCUGUAUUAACUAUAAAUCAUGUUAUGAACAUGCAUUAGGGACAAGGGAAAGGGGACAACAAAAAACAUACUCUCAAAACAAAAUCUAGGUUUACAAAACGUUUUCAAAAAAUACUUUUAUAGCUUAAUAUUUUAGAACUCAUAAUUUUAAAUAUAUUUUCUAUACCAAAUAAUUUUCUGCAUAAUGUCAACAUCAUCAUAUGAAUAUAAAAUGAAUUAUCAGGCCAAUAUGAAAAGAUAAAAUGAUUCAUGCUCACACAGAUACCACGAAUUUUACCUGGAAUUUCUUCUGAUGGUGUUCCCUGAUUAAAUUUAGAUGGUAUCAAAACUUAAAACAGGAUUGUGGAGGGUCUCAAUAAAGCACCUCCCUACCCCCAAACCCCCCCACCCCACAAGAAAACCUCCGUUAUCAUUAUUCCGGCGAUCCCCCCACCCCCCUGGCCAAACUUAAAAUACCUUUUAUGGUGUCCCAGAGAAUUCUUCUGAAAUGAAGAGACAGAUAAUGACAUGAAAGAAUGCACUGUUACUCUCUAUUGACAUGCUUGACAACCAGUCAUCAACUUCCCUUCAUUUGUGUUUUUUUUUCCUUAUUUGAUUAUUUUUAUUUGUGUUGUUACAAGAUCUAAACAUUCCUUUUUAAAAUGCCAGUAUUCUUCAAAUUCCUACAAUCUUUUUGAGAGUACAAAUGUUUUGGUUGUGGACAACGUAAGUUAUGUCUAUAAUAUAGAGCGUCUCCGUCUCCACAAUUUUCGUCUCCAGCAUAGACAGCUCCUGAUAAUUGUAUUAUUUUAUUUUUUUAAAUUUUUUGUUGUUUCUUUAUUUUUCUUGACUGCCAAAGACGGCCUCUGGUCAGAACGUUAUCCUGGGAUUAGUUUGUCUUUUCAUUUAAAACUUUUAACAUGUGGUACUGAAAUAUUACAUCAAGAAGUGGCGUCAGCAGGGCGAGUCUAGACUCUUAUGCCCCCCCCCAAAUUACCCCUCCCCGGUCCGACGUAUCGGGCCGCGGAGAACCGGGAAGAACAUGUGGUACUAAAAUAUACGAUUACACUUUUUUGUUUAAGCUUCAUAAAACUUUCUCAAAGUGUUAUAUUUGGGUUAGUCCAGAUUUUGUAAUCUUUUCAUUUUACAGUUGACAUAUAAUGCAUAUAUUGAAAUGCUCUACUGUAAAGUCGUAACAUUAUGUCGCCAAUCUAUACUUCAGAUCUGGUUGGUCUUCAAGUCUACUAUACAAAUGGAGCUUCACUAUACGAGAAAUUCAGGGCAUGCACUGAGAGCUUCAUAUGUGACAAGUCCUGCACAGAUAAGUUCAAUGGAUGUAAGCAGAAAUGGUUCUAUUGUUGUUUUUCCAAAGAAACAUUUUUUUUUAAAAAUAACUCAUUGACACCUUACAAUAAAUCUGUCGCAUUGAUUAAAGUGAACAAUGAAUUUCUUGAUCGAAAAUUUACUGGUGGACCACACUUCCGUUCCGUUGACACAACACAUUUUUGUAACGGUGAAAUUUCGUAACAAUAGACACCGUAACGGUGUGACGUCUUACUAGAUCUCUUAUUGAACAGCAGUGACACCGUUUUUUUUUCAAACAUGGUUCUAAAUUACAAUCAUUUAAUUCCUUACUUAAUCGAGAAAAAAAAAGUACUAAGCUUUAAUUGUGCACUCGGCAGAGAGACUCAUUUCCAAUUACAACCAAACUGAAUAAAAAAAUUUAACACAGCAAAGAAAUAUUUGCAGCUGAAGCUUUGCAUCGUUUUCAAAUGCACGUUAACGUUGAAGAUGUGGCAGCUUCAGUGCAUCUACUUUCGCCACUUACUUAUGGAAGUCAAAAAUGAAGAAUUUUCAUCUUUAUAUUAGCAAGUUUGAGGCUUUUAUCCGAAGCUGGGUAGUUAGUUUAAAAAAAGGAGUUUUUUAUCAAAGAAAUCAUUUUUUUUUUUUCAAAGUAAUUCCCAUCAAAGACUAGUUUAAAGAUUAAAAAAGAAGAACACAAUUUUAAAAUUUCAUAAAAUGCAUUACGAAAAAGAACGUUUGAGCAUAAAAUAUAUUUAAUGUUCGUCUACAUUCAGUUUCCAUCCUUUGGCUACAGAGAGCGCCAGGCAUUACUAUAUAUAUAUAUAUAUAUAUAUAUAUAUAUAUAUAUAUAUAUAUAUAUAUAUAUAUAUAUAUAUAUAUAUAUAUAUAUAUAUAUAUAUAUAUAAUAUUAAUAAUUGAUUAAACAAGGGAGAUCAGAAGCCAUGUUCGGAAUUAAAACAAAAUCCUUAAAAAAAAUUCGGGGUCAGAUUUUCCUUUUCGCAGCACUUUCCAAACCUAUAAUUAUUAUGGCAUAAAUAAUCACAAAUAUAUUUCUUCUAUUUAUUGAGUUUUUGUUUGCGUGGAAAGUUUUGUUGGGUGUUGCUAGGGCUCCAACGACCAAUUAUUUUAAUGGUGCUUUUCACGUUUUAUCGGUCACCGGUUCUUUUCUCCCCUUGUCCGUUGAAGCAUUGAUGUCCGUCAUACUGUUUGCAAAUAAGUAAAUAAGUAAGGAAACUUUUUUUUUUUUUAAUGGGUUAGAUGAAAACCUGGCAUUCACAGGCCAAAAAAAAAAUCAUUUUGUUUUGCAAUUCGUAAGUUUUUUUAAAAAAAGUAACACUUUAUCAGACUUUCCCUCUGUAGCUUCUGCUAGAGGUGAAAGUUGGCAUUAAUGUGUGCGCGAAAUAUUUGAUUUAAAACGUAGGAGCCAUCUACUUUCAAGUUUCAAUGAAUUAUAUAAUAAAUUAUAAUCAUCUAUAACUCUAUUUUAAAUAAGUGUUUCCUUUAUAUAAAUCUAAUUCAAAAGUUUAAAGUCCAAAUUCACAGGUCUACUUGUAAUUUAAAGAUUUUUUUUCAAUUUAAAUAAUGUAGGUUACUUUUGUAGAGGGGUUAGAAAUUUAGGCAAUCAGUAUGUUAAGACUGUGAGACAGUAAAAAAAUCUAAGAGAAUGCAGUCCACAGAAAAUAUUCAUGACACUGAAUUAUUUGAAUUUUUUACUUUAAAUUAUAAGGACUUAGCACACAAGGGUUAAUUAGACUAGAUAUUAAGAUUAUUUCGUAAAGAUUUUAAUAUCUUUUAGACUAGCUAUUAAAAUCCUUCAGACUAGAUAUUUAGAUCAUUUAGACUAGAUAUUAAGAUUGUUUAGACUAGAUAUUAAGAUUGUUUAGACUAGAUAUUAAGCUCAUUUAGACUAGAUAUUAAGAUUGUUUAGACUAGAUAUUAAGCUCAUUUAGACUAGAUAUUAAGUUCAUAUAGACUAGAUAUAAGAUUGUUUAGACUAGAUAUUAAGCUCAUUUAGACUAGAUAUUAAGAUUGUUUAGACUAGAUAUUAAGAUCAUUUAAACUAAAAAUUAAGGUCAUUUAGACUAAAUAUUAAGAUCAUUUAGAUCAGAUUUUAGGAUAAUUUUGACUAGAUCUUAAUAUCAUUUAGACUAGAUAUUAAGAUCAUGCACACUAUAUAUUAAGAUCAUUUAGAAUUGAUGGCAGAUUCAAAAUAUGUUUUAAAGCUAAAAUUGGCAAUCGAACACUCUAAGCACGGGUUCUGUUGGGUAACCAGUUAACUUCGGCGCGUUCGUUAAAUAUAGCAAUUAAAAUUUAGAUUGGUUUUAAUUUAAAAUAUUUAAAAAAAAAUAAUUAUUGAGUUUUAAAUAAAAAUACGCAAUAUUUGUAUAGAAAUCCAUUAAAUAUUAAUAAAGGUCACGGCAUCUUCGUCAGCUGUCAUAGUACAUCGUUAUUUACAUAACUGUAACAUUAACAUGUGCGACGCUUACAGUUAAUGAAGAAAAACUGAAGAAAAAAACAUAAAUAUGAAUUAGGUUCAUUUCUUUUCUAUGCGUAUUGAAAGAACGAUUAAUCGAAAUGCAAUUUUCUCAAAUUAAAAUUCUUGCUCAGACUUCUCUUGCACCAUUCAAUGCGUAUGAGAUUAAAAUGUGUUUGUUUUUGACGAUAGAUGCUGCUGACAAAGGAUGAAUAUAAACAUUAGGAAAUGGCGGCACAUAACCGUCCAGAUUAAACAACUUAAUGGUCUUCCCAAAGCUCACCCCCCCCAACCCAAUCAGCCCCAAAAGUACCCUUAAUCCAGCCGCGAACCAGUGAGUUGGAGAUCUCCUCCGCUAGGACAGACCCCGAUCGUAUCUACACCCGACUGACUUUCUUGACGGGGGCCAUCUCAACCUAAGGCUAUCCGGUCGGCCGGUGAUGUUAUUUUUUUAUUUAUUUCUUUUAAAUUUCAAAAUCGAUCGAACUGUUUAACUGUCUAACACGUUCUCCUUCUUUUUUAUAACCUUAGUCUACCAAAGAGAUCAAUACAUUACCAGCAAAACUGCAUUUAUUACUGACCAACAGAAAAAACUGGAUUUUUAUGUCAACUUUCGUUUCACUGGAGUGACGGAUAAAAAAUUGAAAUAUACGUGCUGUCAAAACUUGAUGCGAAAGUAAGUAUCAAAAGUUACCAAAGUAAGUAUCAAAAGUUACCAAAGUAAGUAUCAAAAGCUACCAAAGUAAGUAUCAAUAGUUACCAAAAUAAGUAUCAGUCGUUUCCAAAGUAAGAAUCAAUAUUUACCAAAGUAUCAAUAGUUACCAAAGUAAGUAUCAAAAGUAAUCAUUCCAGAGUAGUGUACGAUUAUUGCUUUAAAAGAAAAAUACGUGUUAACAGGUAGAUACAUGUAUUGAUUUAAUUCUUUUUUUUUUUUUUUUUGGCGUUAAUAGAACGAACAAAAUGCUUUGCAGGCAAAAGAUUGUUGGUUGAGAUGAUAAAUGAUACCAUUUAAAUCUACAUUCAAUACAAGCCACCAUUUUAGUCAUCAAUUUUCCUUGAAAUUGAUACUUACUGUUUUUAUAGCUGUAAUCUAAAGCAGGGCUUCUUACAGCCAUACCUUGGGUGGGGUGGGGGUGGGGGGUGCCUCCCCAGGGGAAAGUCAAGUGCACCCCCGGAGCAAAAUGAGUACAACAAUAUAACGAUUAUAUUUUUUGAUUAAAAAAGACUAAAUGGUCAAUUGAAAGAUUUUUUAAAAGGAUUGUAUCUGGAGCAUUUAACCGAUUACAAUUUGUUGAAUCUAUGAAAUAUCGCUACGUUUGAUUUAUUUGAUGAUCCGUAUAUAUAGGGCCAAUCUUGUUAAAUACUUACAGUAUUCUAUUAGAAAUAUUGUACUCGCCGCUCCUGAUUUCAAACCGAACGCGUACUUAACGUUGUUCGCACUUAACGGAGUUUUUAUUCAUUUAUUUUUUUGCAACUUCACAAAUAAAAAGACUUUAAUAACAACUUUAACUACCAAUACAUCAAUAUUUACUAGUUUAUUUAUUUAGGCAUUUUUUAUAGGGCUACCUUACAGCUCUAAGAGUUUUACCAUUAUUAAAAAUAUAAAGGUCUACUAGUCUAGUAACCGUUCUUGCUAAGUAUCAUACAUUCGCAAUUCAUUUUAAUUUAUUUAGUUAAUUAUAAAAUCAUUACAUUUAAAGUAGGGAUAUGUGUUAAGUUAAUCAUAAAUUGUGGGAUGAUAUUAGGCUGUAAAAAAAAAAUAGUUUAAUAUCAUUAUUAUAAAUGAACUCGAUUCCAUGAAUGUUUAGUUAUAUCAAAUAGAAUCUUUAAAAAUUGAGAUAUCUUUGUUUAAUUAAGAAUUUAACGGGCUCAUACAAAUGGUGCACAAUUCAUCAAAUAUCGAAGGCGUUUGAGUUUUCUUUAAAUUUAAUGUGCUCCUUUUGUAACAAAGUUUUCUGAAUAGCAGGUUUACAAAAUUAAUAAACUUUCAUUUAUUACAUUACCAAAUCCCUUUGUCCUUUUUAAUAUAGUAAUAUACAAACUGUCCCAUCUAGUUGCAAGGAGUUUCAAAAAAUUGAUAUUUCUCCUAGAUAAGAAUCUAUGGGAAUUUUUUUUUAAAAAGAAGUUUGUUUUAAAGACCAUUUCGAUUAUCAUGCCUAUUCCAUUUUUUUUUUUUUUUUGUUGGUACGCAUUUUAGAAAUUUUUUUUAUUUAUAAUUUCUCAAUUUAAAAUAAAUUCUGUAGAUUUUGAUAAUAAAACGUUUUAAAGUAUAACAACGUGGCAAUUUGGAAUUCAUCUGAAAAAUGUAUAGUUGUAAUUCAAAAUAAAAAUUUCAAUCAACUAAAUAUUAGGAAUUUUAUAUUUUAUUUUGUAAAAAAACUCAUGGCUUCUUUACAUAAUAAUGGCGUUCAUAUACGAUUUAAAAGAAUUACCAGCUUUGAGAACCCAUAAAAAUUUAUACAUCUUUCUAAUUUUAAUUUUUUUCUAGUUUUUGACUCUGGGUAAAUCUUGGAAAUAUUUAGCAAAGGUUAUUUUUACACGUAAGUUUAUUAUAAUAAGUAUUCUGUUCAUUGCGUUUAAGACAAAAAAUGAUUUAGGGCAGUGAUUUUUGUGAUGGAAUCCAUUUUUUUUCAGGCAAAAAAAAAAACAUAGUAUUACCUAUGUAGUUGAGCCCCAAAAAAGUGUUGUUUUUUUUUUUAAAUGUAAGCCAAAUUACUAUUAAGUAAUGUAAAUAAUAUUUACAUAACACAAGCAGGUCGAGCAGAGCCGUCGACUUUUCGAGGCCACAAUUGCCACUUUUUGCUUUUAUUCUCACCCACCUUACAUAGAGAGAUGUAUAAGGAAGAAAAUAUUCACAUCACAUCUGAAAUAUCCGAGGCCAACUGAACCCGUAAGGGGUUGCGGAGCUCACACAAUGCUUCUUAGGUUUAGUGUAAGGGGCUGCGGAGCUCACACAAUGCUUCUUAGGUUUAGUGUAAGGGGUUGCGGAGCUCACACAAUGCUUCUUAGGUUUAGUGUAAGGGGCUGCGGAGCUCACACAAUGCUUCUUAGGUUUAGUGUAAGGGGUUGCGGAGCUCACACAAUGCUUCUUAGGUUUAGUGUAAGGGGCUGCGGAGCUCACACAAUGCUUCUUAGGUUUAGUGACACCUACAUUUUCUUGAACUAAAAUUCUCUAAGUGUAGAAAGUAGCAAAACUAAAUUAAAGUAUUGACUAAAAUCAUUCUUGAAUUUAUCAAAACAUUUCUAGGGACUAUAAAGAUUUAAUUGUGCAAUAUUAUGCUAUUAAAAAUACAUACCCUUACGGGCACCAGACCUGGAAUGAAUUUAGUUUUUGUCCCGUUGGUGCGGCAUUAAAGUUGCCUUGAUCAUUAUCAUAGAUAAUUUUGGUGACUCCCAAGUGAACGUUUAAAAUGUCAAAUCCAAAAUAUUUGAAAGAAACACUGAAUUCAAGUAUUUGCCAAAAUUCCCCCCUUCAUUUUUUUUUCAAAACUGUCUACAGCACCCCCAAUUUCUAGACACCUUCCCCAAAUCUGAUCAAUUUUGGAGAUAAGCUUGUGCCAAACGAUUACCCUGGGGAACCCUUGGAGUGAAUUCACAAUAAUGCCUCUCCAGACCCUUAAAAAUUUCCUUCCCUUGAUCAAAAAGUCUAAUAGAAACACUGAGUUCAACUAUACUCUAAAAUGCUCCUCUUGAUUUUGAAAUAAUCAAACAAAUUCUGGGGAGAAAACCCCUUCACCGCUCACAAUUCCUUUUAACUACUUAAUUGUGCCUUUUAUCCCGUCUUGGGCAUAGGGCGUCUACAAGAAUGUUCCAUUUUCUCUUUCCGUUCUAGUAGCUUCCAUGUGUAUCCCAUAAUUUAUGUCUGCCAAUAGCUCACGUCUCCAUGUAUUUGUUGACCUUAUUGUCUGGUGAUGUUAUAUGUGGGUUUUCAGAUAGUGUUAUUUAUCUACAUCCAUAUAUUCCGUAUGAUGUCUUCAGCUAUAGGCUCCUUGUAUUUUCCAUAUAGUAAGUAUUUGUUGAAGAUGUUUUUGGCCAUUUUAUAUUUAUGAUCAAGUAUUUAUGAAGGUCUGUACUUUCUGUGUAUUGCUCGCUAUUUUUCUACACGCGCGGCUCCAUAUUGUAGAACUAUUUUGACAUUUGUGUUGAAAAACUGAUUAUGGUUUGAAUAAUCAGCUCCUUUUACUCACAUAUUUUCUUUGAUAGCACAAAUGCUGACCUAGUCUUUCUAAUUCUAGCCCUGACAUCUGCUUCGGAUCCACCAUUUAAGUCGAUGGUGCUGCCCAAGUAUGUGAAGGCCUACACGUUUUCCAGUGUAUUUCCUGCCAGAGAGAUAAUCUCCUGGUUGACUUAGUUUACCAUUGUGAUUUUCGUUAUGCUUUUAUUUAUGUUAAAUAAAAGCAAGAUUGAUCGACGCCCUCAAUUUCAAACCCUCAACCCGAUGAAAAUGAUCGAUAAUUUUGGUGACGAUAGAUACACUGCCUAGAAGCGUAGCUAAUGUUAUGGCCACCAUGGGGUCCAAAUAUUUUUGUCGCUCUCCCUUUCACUUCAUAAACUUUGCAGUUGUCCGAAAAUGCUGCAUCUCUGCAUGCAGAGAAAGCUACACCUGGGUGAACAGCCUUGCCCUCCUCCUUUCUAAGACAUUGUUAGCGGCGUAGCUAGAGUGUUUAGCGUCAGUGGCUAUGAUUCGUUUUUACGCUCACCCUCUAACCUGAAACUAAUAAUUGUUUUCAACUAUCAAACACCAUGAAAACUCAUUUUCUUGCCCUGCUAGUCUGGUGCACCGCGACUUAUGUCUUAACUGCUACCUAUAAGCUACGUCUCUGUGCACAUCCCACUUUUAACUGGCACUACCUCCUCCUCCUCCCCCACUCCACAAAAAAAAAAGAAAUCCGAAUGCCACACGGGGGAAAAUGUCUGAAAGAAACACUGAUAUAUAGCGACCUCAUCAUAGAAAGCUCAUUACGUGUGCUAAAACAAUGCACAAUAAAGGAGCUCAAGAAAUCCCAGAUGGACAAAAUUUAAAAAACACUUUAGAGGAGGUCACAUAACAUUACUGACAAUAUAAUAGCAUGAACCUCAUGUACCCACUGUAUAAAGACAUUAUGAUAACAUUAACCUCAUGUACUAACAGACUGAUGACAGUAUGAUAGCAUACACGUUAUGCACCUCACAUUCCUUGUGCUGUCUACGGAUACUAGUUGGCUUGAUAACAUUUAGCUCAUUUACCAACUAUCAGGUUACAAUAUGAUAAAAUUUAGCUCAUUUACCCACUGCCUGGUUUACAGUAUGAUAACUUUCACCUGAUGUAACGACUGCCUCAUGAUAACAGUUACCUCAUGUACCCACUGCCUGAUGAUAACAUGAUAACAGUUACCUCAUGUACCCACUGUCUGAUGAUAACAUGAUAACAGUUACCUCAUGCACCCACUGCCUGAUGAUAACAUGAUAACAGUUACCUCAUGUACCCACUGCCUAAAUAAUAACAUGAUAACAGUUACCUCAUGUACCCACUGCCUAAAUAAUAACAUGAUAACAGUUACCUCAUGUACCCACUGCCUGAUGAUAACAUGAUAACAGUUACCUCAUGUACCCACUGCCUGAUGAUAACAUGAUAACAGUUACCUCAUGUACCCACUGCCUGAUGAUAACAUGAUAACAGUUACCUCAUGUACCCACUGCCUGAUGAUAACAUGAUAACAGUUACCUCAUGUACCCACUGCCUGAUGAUAACAUGAUAACAGUUACCUCAUGUACCCACUGCCUGAUGAUAACAUGAUAACAGUUACCUCAUGUACCCACUGCCUGAUGAUAACAUGAUAACAGUUACCUCAUGUACCCACUGCCUGAUGAUAACAUGAUAACAGUUACCUCAUGUACCCACUGCCUGAUGAUAACAUGAUAACAGUUACCUCAUGUACCCACUGCCUGAUGAUAACAUGAUAACAGUUACCUCAUGUACCCACUGCCUGAUGAUAACAUGAUAACAGUUACCUCAUGUACCCACUGCCUGAUGAUAACAUGAUAACAGUUACCUCAUGUACCCACUGCCUGAUGAUAACAUGAUAACAGUUACCUCAUGUACCCACUGCCUGAUGAUAACAUGAUAACAGUUACCUCAUGUACCCACUGCCUGAUGAUAACAUGAUAACAGUUACCUCAUGUACCCACUGCCUGAUGAUAACAUGAUAACAGUUACCUCAUGUACCCACUGCCUGAUGAUAACAUGAUAACAGUUACCUCAUGUACCCACUGCCUGAUGAUAACAUGAUAACUUUCACCUGAUGUAACGACUGCCUGAUGAUAACAUGAUAACAGUUACCUCAUGUACCCACUGCCUGAUGAUAACAUGAUAACAGUUACCUCAUGUACCCACUGCCUGAUGAUAACAUGAUAACAGUUACCUCAUGUACCCACUGUCUGAUGACAGUAUGAUAACAGUUACCUCAUGUAACCACUGUCUGAUGACAGUAUGAUAACAGUUACCUCAUGUACCCACUGUCUGAUGACAGUAUGAUAACAGUUAUCUCAUGUACCCACUGUCUGAUGACACUAUGAUAACAGUUACCUCAUGUACCCGCUGUCUGAUGACAGUAUGAUAACAGUUACCUCAUGUACCCGCUGUCUGAUGACAGUAUGAUAACAGUUACCUCAUGUACCCACUGUCUGAUGACAGUAUGAUAACAGUUACCUCAUGUACCCGCUGUCUGAUGAUAGUAUGAUAACAGUUACCUCAUGUACUCACUGUCUGAUGACAGUAUGAUAACAGUUACCUCAUGUACCCACUGUCUGAUGACAGUAUGAUAACAGUUACCUCAUUUACACACAGUCUGUUAACUGUAUGAUAACAUUCAUCUCAAGUAAACACUGUCUGAUGACAAGAUGAUAAUUUUCAACUUAUGUACCCACUGUCUAAUGACAGUAUGAUAACAUUCUUAUCAUGCACCCACUGUCUGAUGACAGUAUGUUAACAUUCACAUCAAGAACCCAAAGUCUGUUGACAGUAUGUUAACAUUCACAUCAAGCACCCACUGUCUGAUGACAGUAUGUUAACAUUCACAUCAAGCACCAACUGUCUGAUGACAGUAUAAUAACAUUCACAUCAAGCAGCUACUGUCUGGUGACAGUAUGAUAACAUUCACAUCAUGCACCCACUGUCUGAUGAAAGUAUGAUAACAUUCACAUCAACAACCCACUGUCUGAUGCCAGUAUGUUAACAUUCACAUCAUGCACCCACUGUCUGAUGACAUUAUGAUAACAUUCACAUCAUUCACCAACUGUCUGAUGACAGUAUGAUAACAUUCACAUCAAACACUCACUGUCUGAUGACAGUAUGUUAACAUUCACAUCAUGCACGCACCAUCUGGUGGGAGUUUGAUAACAUUCACAUCAUGCACCCACUGUCUGAUGACAGUAUGUUAACUUUCACAUCAAGCACCCACUGUCUCAUGACAUUAUGAUAUCUUUCACAUCAAACACCCACUGUCUGAUGACAUUAUAUUAACUUUUACAUCAAGCACCCACUGUCUCAUGACAGUAUGUUAACUUUUACUUCAUUUGCCCACUGUCUGAUAACGAUAUGAUAACAUUUACCUCAUGUACCCACUGUCUGAUGACAGUAUGAUAACAUUCACCUUAUCGACCCAUUUUUUUACUGACACUAUGAUAACAAUGGUCUUAUGUACUUACGGUCUGAUGACAACAUUUUAACAUUCGCUUCAUGUACCCACUGUCUGAUAACAAUAAGAGUACAAUCACCUGUUACGCACUGUUGUCAGUUAGGAGAACUUAAUCUCUUAUAUCGUUAAUCGUAUGGCUCGUUCUAAAACAGUACACAACAAAAGACGAUGCCAUAUGUUAAAAACAAAUAAAAGAAUACUAUACUCAAACUAGGAGCUAAUAACAAAUGAUGAAUUUUACUAUGUUAAUUAUAAAUUACAUACUCAAAAAGAAAUAUUAUUAAAGCUGUUGAUUAACAGUAUAAUGAUUGAGAGUCGAAGAAUAUACAAUGUUAUAAAAAAUGAACAAUCAUGAAAAGGAAUCUACAGACACACACACACACAAAAAGUAAAAUAAGCCUUCAAGCGAAAAAGCACACGUUCAAAAUAACUCUAGUCAGUAGUCUCGUCUGUCGUUCAAACCUUCGUUUUUUAUAUAGCCUGUUUCUUUAGACAAUUCUAGAUAGGCUACGCAUUGUAUUCUCUUCCCGCUGCUUGUACAACAGUUUACAAAACUCGAAUCAUGAAACUGACCAUAGAUUUUGUUUGAUUGUAGCUGAGGUCAAAGAGAGACUUUAACUAGUAAUUUCCGCCUACUAAUAGAGCAUCCGAACAUGGGGUCAGCUUAAGUUCAUUCACCAGAAAGAUGAAUGAAAGCAAAUGGGGUGCCGUAACACACCUCGUAUACUGACUGUCUGAUAGCAAUUUGAUUACAAUCGCCUCGCAUACCCACUGCUGAGGACAAAAUGAUAACAUUCACAUUAUGUACCCACUGACAGGUAAAUAAACACAAUUUAAAUGGAUAUUAAUCAAUUUAAUCUUUGAUAACGUCAGGAAAUUUGAAUACCGCCCCAGGCCAGGAAAUAAUGACAGUGAAAUCUAUGUCGGUAUGGUUUCCCCAAUGCUCUUUGAAUCUCGAAUGACGCUUGAAAUGUCAGGACCUGUAGAUGCCUUACGAGGUAUUUAUAAUAUGAAACUGGAAAUUCAUAACUAAUCCCGUGCUCUACAAUAUAUUUAUAAUCCUACAACGUGUGUCCCUACCCAUUGUAUUGUGACCACGUCACAAGACAACGGUGCCGAUUUGGAACGUGCCAUACUCAAAUGUAAAGGCUACAAACGGUGGACGGCAAAGCUGAUAUCAUUAGAUGAUCCAAUUUGCUCGAAAAGAUGGUCUAAAAAGUUUGAGGUAGAAGGCGAUAUAGAGCACAAUGAGACACUAACAGUUGUCCACUUAAUCGUUGCCUUUUUACCGUCAUUUCCCUCGUCAUUUAAUAAAAAUUAAAAAAUUGGCAGCGAAAGAAGCCCCAGCAUCGACCACGAUUAUCCUUGGUUUUGGAAACAGGCGUCAAGUUAAAAUGAAAACAAAAACUCAGACAAAGACUCACAAGACUAAAUACAAGUUGUGCAAUAUAAUCGAAACGCUUUUAAAUGUAUUUGCAUGAAUAAUAAUAAUAAGCUUAGCUUAUGUAUGAAGCCAUGGCAAUCACUAUUUGCUACGUAGGCGCCACGCACGUGUGUUUGAUCAAAUCGUAACAAAAUCCAAUCUUUAAAAGAAAAAUGAUUUAAACAUAUAUUUUUCUUUUUUAAUCGUGAAAUAAAUAAAUGUUAGUCUGGUUGUUGUUUAUAUUAAGUUUAGCAAGUAUUUAUUAUUUCAAGAACGGAAAAUAAAUUACAUGUGAAAUACGUGUCUAUAAAAAACGUUUUAAAUUUGAAUUUUCAAAAGACGAUAUCUGCAUAAAGACGAUACCAUCCAUUUCAUUGAAAAUCAUCAACUCGAAAUAAUGUUGAAAUUUUUGUCCUUACAGAAAACGACACUUACUAUUCUGUGGUAAUAUUUGAUAUCGAUGCCCUAGCCUGCCUUCCCGGACCAUAUAUGCAUCAUGUCAUUGCCAACUUGGAAUAUCCAGGUGAGCGGAAAUAAUAAUGAGCAGAAAAUUUAACUAAAAGGACUGCAUUCAAUUCUAGUGAAUGGAUGAAAUAGCAAAACGAGGUAUGUGGAAGCUUGAAUUAGAGAAGAUGACAAAAAAAAAGGACGUUUCUGCAAAAAGCCUUCUUCAGCUAACAGUAGAAAUGAAAAUAUAAAUUUAUAUACUGUUUUCAAUAAAAAUUAUAUAUACUGUUAUAUAUUUUUGAAAUAUAUGUAUUUAUAUAUAAUGUUAUGCCGAAACAUCCUUAUUUUUUUCUUUCCUUUUCUCUAAUUCAAGCUUCCACAUACCUCGUUUUGCUAUUUCAUCCAGUAUUAAUGAGAUAGAUUAUUGCCAUAUCACCGGCCGGUAUUAAUGAUAUCUAACAUAUCCAAUGAAUGGAACAUUGUAAUAUCCAAUAAAUCCAGGAUAGUGGAUGGUAAUAAUAGGAUAUAAUCCUGUUGACUUUGGCACAAUUCACAUAUACGUAGUUGAAGACAUAUAAACACCCGUACACGAAGACAAACAUAAUGACCAACUUAUAAUUAUUUUUUCUUGUUCAUUAAUUAAAGGAAGAUUAUUUGUUUUAAACUGCCGUGUGCUGAAAAUGUGGUCUAAAUUUUAUUUGGAAAAUACUCGAAAGCAGAUUGUAAGCGGAGAAUCUCACGCUAAAAGAAAGUGUUAUUUUGACCAGCCAAUUAAAGGAGGAAUGUGUUGCAGGAUAAGAUGCGAUGCCUACUCUCUACUGAUAGCGACGUGACAUAGUUUGGAGGAAUGUGUCAUAGCACAAGACGCGAUGGCUAGCGAGAUGAAUGAUUUUGGACGAAUGUGUCAUAGUAUAAGACGCGAUGCCUACUCUCUACUGAUAGCGAGAUGAAGUAGUUUGAAGGAAUGUGUCAUAGCAUAAGACGCGAUGCCUACUCUCUACUGAUAGCGAGAUGAAGUAGUUUGAAGGAAUGUGCCAUAGCAUAAGACGCGAUGCCUACUCUCUACUGAAGCAGUAAAGUUAACGACUGAAACAAACUACAUUUUUAAAUGUCUGAAUACAUCGUGCAGUCAUCUUACAUUUGUUCUCAGUAUUCUCUCGUAUGGGAUUGAUUAGUAGUCCAACUAUGAGGGUAUCGUAUCUAACUAUGUGAGAAUUGACUCCAUCUAUGAGAUUAUCGAAUCCAAUUAUGUGAGAAUUGACUCCAACUAUGUGAGUAUCGAGUCCAACUAUGUCAUCAUCGAGUUCAACUAUGUUAGCGAAAAGAUCAGUUGUGUGAGCCUUGAGUCCGAGUACGUGACUUUCGAGUCCAACUAUAUGAGCAUCAAUUUAAAGUAUGUGAGCAUCGAAUCGAAGUACUACAGCAUCGAGUCCAUCAAUACGAGUUUCGAGCGUAAACUCUACAGCUUAAAAUACGCGACGUAAGUUAGGUAUUAGAUUGAACAUUUAACAAAUCAGUUAGGAUUCUGAAAUAUUCCCAAUCUCGUAAGAUGCAAGCAAAGACAUCUGUUACAUUUACAAGAACUGAUGAAAGAAGGCAAAAUGUGAAGGUUUAUAGAACAAAAAUCAUUCAUUAUGGUCUCAAAAUACCCGGACCCGAAGUAAAAAAAAAAAACUUCCACCCCCCUCCCCCCCACGGUUAAGCCCUAGUAAGAUAUUUUUUUGGAAAUAUAUAGAUACAUUUUUCAAAAACACAGUUCUUUUAUUUAACUCGGUAGACUUAGUUUGGCUCUUUUUCAGGCCGACAUCUUGAAAUGCAAAACUUAAAAAAGAAUGAUUACGUACCUCCAUGGCCUGGUGGUGAAAUAACUCACACCUAUCUCAUUAUUCUGUAUUCACACAAGGAAGAGAUGUAUAUGCCAGGGUAAGUAUGGAAAAUGAAUUAUUGUCAAAGACGCUACGCCACGCAUAGUUUAUUCUGAUGCGUCUAGAUUCCUUUACAUUCACUCAAACCAUGUGCGUGCGUACGUGUGUGUGUAUGUAUGAGUGAGUGCAGUGCUUUUUUGUAACAAGAAAAGUGCCUGUAGUGACGUCUUUUAGUUGUCAUUCACUACGACGACACGCAACAGGGGUGAGGGGCUUACGAUUUUAUGACCAACUAUUAUGAUGGUGUCUAUAUCACGUGAAAAAAAGUGUGACGAUUUUUUGGGUUUGGGGGGGGGGGAGUUGGCGCAAAUGCGGUAGAAAUGGCGUGACGUCAUUGGUCCCUUAUUUUACAAUAUAUAUUUAAGUAUAUAUAUAUUCCAUCAUAGGUCAUUUAUAUGUGUUGUUUUGAUUUGCUUCCCAAUAUCAGAUUACAACUAUUAUGAUGGUGUCUAUAUCACGUGAAAAAAAGUGUGACGAUUUUUUGGGUUUGGGGGGGGGGAGUUGGCGCAAAUGCGGUAGAAAUGGGGUGACGUCAUUGGUCCCUUAUUUUACAAUAUAUAUUUAAGUAUAUAUAUAUUCCAUCAUAGGUCAUUUACAUGUGUUGUUUUGAUUUGCUUCCCAAUAUCAGAUUCAGAAAUAUUACCAAGUGUUAUUUUUGUGUGUUCUUCUGGACGAGUGGUUGAGAAGUAACUGGUUUUUUUAAUGAUUUUUUUCACCAAUAUGCUACGCUGGACAGGGUGAUUUAAGUAAAGGUGGACCAAACAUAUAAUUGACAAAAGUUAUUUACAAAAUCAGUUAAAAAAGAUUCGUCAGUACGCAUUUCGGGUUCGCUCUACGAUUAAAAAAAAGACCUUUAUUUAUGUAUAUAGUUUUAUAAAUAUAUUCUUAAAUAUAUUUGUAUUUAUAUAUAUUUACAAAACAAUAUGUUACUUUUGUUUAACUCAUGUAAUCAUCUCGUACCCGAUGGGAUCCUGUUCGCCGUUGCAAUCCCGAUUCCCGGUGGAAUCGCAUUCCCAUUGGGAUCAAAGUCCCGGUGCUAUCCCCUUUCCUCGCUAUCCCAAUGGCCUGGUGAGAUCUAGUUCCCUGAAAUAAUAGCGUUUCUCGGUUGGAUCGCUUUUCAAUAAGAUUUUAGAUACCACAAUUUAUCCCAGUAGAUUUAAUGUAUUACCCCCACCCCUUUAUUUUUUAAGCCCCAGAACGAUGUUACAAAUUAAUUUUCUACAAAAUCAACUUUUGAAUACGAAAAAAUCUGCAUCAAAAGAUAUUAAUUGUAACCAUUUUUAACUUAAGUUUUAUGAAAGUGCCAUAGUGGGGGAUCAUUUCAAAAUUUUCCGUUUUAGUUAUGACCCGAAUGAUUAAAAAAGGAAUGAUACUUAUUUAGUAAAAAUUUUAACAUUUGUAUGGUUAAAAUCAGUUGCAAAAGUACAGGAGUUCUGGCCUUUUAAAAUUAUCGAGCUCUGUAGAAAGUUCUGUGAGCCUCGAAUUGACUGGACACUUUUAAAUCCAACAAUAUUUCAAUAAAAACUGUAAAGUGUAUGAGCUAGAUCAGGGGUCAGGAACUCUUUGAAUGAUAAGAGAGCCACAUCUUCGUCAACAUAUAUGAAAUGAUUACAAGAAAGUAGGGUUUAACCUGGAAAAAGGAACGCAACAAAGGUGUCGGCAGGAAGCCUUUGUCAACGAAAAAAAACAACAGAAAAAACAAGAUAAAAUUAAAAUUAAAAAAUAGCACUUAGCUUAGAAGUAGUAUCCGAGAGGGCAGCAAAUGAAUUGUGACAGAAAGUAAGUGGGUGCGAGAUCAAAUAAGAAGAGAGAAAGAAAAGAGGAUAAUUAAGUCCACUACGAUAGCUCGGGACAUGGUGGGGUGGAGCUGGUUUCAAGCUGUGAAAAGAGACAUGACGUUCAUACCAUGUGGUGUCAAUGUGGUGCCAUAGGUCAGGAUAAGCUUGUGUUCCAAAUUCACCCAGCUGAUUGUGUUCGUGCUAGCCACGAUCGAACAUAUUGAAAAAGCCCUGUUGGUCGUUACUAUUGAAGUGUUUCGAGACAGUGCUUGUCAAAUAUCUUUUUUGUUCGUCCGUCGAAGAUCGACGUUGACCAUCGAGUCGUCUGGUGACUGAUGACUUGCGCGAUUGACUUUUGUUUAAAGCGAGGAAGAGUUGCGCGGCGUCAACCUCACUCUCUCAUCCGGGCCCACCAUAUCCAGUGGCAAGACUCUACGUCAAGAUGAACAGGGAUGGGUACGGCUGAAGGAAUUGUCAUUGAAUGCGCCUUACGGGACUCCAACUCCGGAUUUGAAUUCAGAGUUUCCUUCUCUUAGAUGAGUUGCCCGGGGAGAUGUUUUUGCUUGACCGGCCUUUGGCUGGAAUUGAACUCCAGACGAGGGCAUCAAGGGGGCAUUAGGACCAAACGCUUUAAAAAUGGCUCCCCUCAAGUCCAAGAAAAGCCAAGUUGUCAUAAAACCAAUCGAUCGAAUUCGGCUUUGGGUUGAGCAUUAUCUUGAACUAUACGCAUCAAUGAAUGUAGUCACUGAUAUUGCUCUGAAUAACAUUCCUGUCUUUUCAAUAAUAGAAAAAAUAGAUGAAUAAGCAAUUAUGUAGGAACUCGAAAAAGCAAGUAUUGAUUACCUUGCUGACGAUAAGGCUCCAGGGAUUGACGGAAUUCCUCCGGGAUUCCUCAAAAUUGAAAAUCUAUCCUAAAAAAUAGCUUCAAUGAGGCCUGUGCGCUCAACAUGUUACUAUAUGGCUGGGAAGUGUAGGCCACAUAUACCAGUUAGGGGCGAAACUCAACAGCUUCGAUCAAAGAAGUCUUCAUCGCAUUUAAUGCAAUCGAUUGCAGAACUGGGUGUCUAACACGGAGGUCUUGGAGCGUGCAAAAAAUUCGUAGCAUAUUCUCAGCUAUUAGCAAGAGGCGCUUCCCUAGUUAGGUCAUGUAAGGAGAAUGCAAGAAGGCCUCAUUCCAAAUAUUCUGCUGUGUGGAGGGUUGGCAGAAUGGUCAAGACUGAUAGGCGGCUGCUGUUUAAGGGCAUUUGCAAAGGAGCACGAGGGAAGCAAACAAAGAUAACUGGAAAGAGAUCAUCACUGAGCAUUGUUCCAGCUGGCGAACAGCAGUGUGUGAAAGGGUAAAUACAAAAAGACAGAGGAUUGCGCGAAACUAAUACCUUGCAACAAUAAGAGCAUUGCGGAGAACCAAGUCUACCCAGAAGUCAAGGUUCUACUACGAGAAAUGCAGCAGAGACUGCCACAUCAGGAUCGGCUUAGUAAGCCAUUUGAUAAAGUGUACAUUGUCUCCCGAAAACUGAAAGAUGCCAUGGAUGCACAGUAGAGCAUCAAGUUAUCCGCAAGCCGAUUAUCCAUGGCACGGAGCAUUAGUGUACAACAAAUACCGGUAAAUUAUUUCGACCCCGGUCGUCAAAUCCAUUCUCUCACGUAUAGUUUGGGGCCAUUGAAACCGGUACGUCUUUAGUAAUCGAACGUGUGGUCUUGUCGUAAUCGCCUGCGUACAUCGAAAGUUGUGUCGACCCAGAUUUUACCAGAAUUUUUUGACUCACGUGAAGACAGUUACGCAUCUGUUGAUUAACAAGAUAUCUGCGCUUACGCCAUUCACUCACAGAGAACGUUCGCAACAUCAUACGACGCGAUGAUUCGGGCCAGUAAUCGGAUUAGGUUUAUAAAGACUUUUGCCUGAAAGUAUUGUGUCCAGAUGCAUUUGUCAAGAAUGUGUUGGGGGGGGGGGCUAAAAAGUGCUAAAAAUUCACUUUUAAAAAAAAUUACGUUUAUUCCCUUAAAUCCACUUAUAAGAUUAUGCGAAAGUAUGAAAAAACAAAGAAAUUUUAACAUUUGCCUUAUUUAUAGUCUCUUUUAAAAUUGAAAAUACACAAUUCAUCGUUGUUGUUUUUUUAAAUCACUUUGAAUUAUAAUAAUUUUUAUAAUUGACAAACGAAUGGCAUCAGUGAAUUGGCGUCAGCGAAGUGGCGUCAGCGAAGUGGCGUCAGUGAAUUGGCGUCAGUAAAGUGGCGUCAGUGCAUUGGUGCCAGUGACGUGGCAUUAGUGAAGUAGCUUCAGCGAAUUGGCGUCAGUGCAUUGGCGUCAGCGAAUUGGCGUCAGUGAAUUGGCGUCAGUGCAUUGGCGGCAGUGACGUGGCAUCAGUGAAGUAGCUUCAGCGAAUUGGCGUCAACGAAUUGGCGUCAGUGAAUUGGCGUCAGUGAAUUGGCGUCAGUGCAUUGGCGUCAGCGAAUUGGCGUCAGGGAAUUGGCGUAAGUGCAUUGGCGUCAGUGCAUUGGCGGUAGUUACGUGGCAUCAGUGAAGUAGCUCAGCGAAUUGGCGUCAGCGAAUUGGCGUCAGCGAAUUGGCGUCAGCGAAUUGGCGUCAGUGAAUUGUCGUCAGUGCAUUGGCGUCAGCGAAUUGGCGUCAGUGAAUUGGCGUCAGAGUACUAACUCCAAAUUAUAAAAAAUAAAAAAAAAAUAUUAAAAUGUUCCGAACUUCAUUGAACAAAUCAGUAGGUUUUCAAAUGUUAAGGGAAAUUUAAAAAGGUAAAAGCUGACUCUCUACCAAUCUAACCAGUAAACGACGGGAAGAUGUGAUGAACAUUGUUUGUUUUUAAAAUUGUACUUUGUCAUUUGUAUACCAAUUUUUGCAGCAGAGCUCCUCCCAUAUACAAUUGUUAUCAUAAUCUUAAUUACUUUGCAUAAAACACAUUUUACAUCUUUUAAACGUCUCGAAAUAUGUGUGUAUCUUAAAUUAAAUAUAAUCAUUAAAAACUUUCAUGUGAUCUGCCUUAAUUAAUCUAUUAAGUUUUUAAGUUGUUGGUAAUCAUCUUAAAAAUCAUUUUUUUUUUGAAGUAUAUAGAAAAAUAAGUCUAGUAAAAAAUAAUAAUUUUGAUUAAUUAUAAGGUAAUUCGUUCCGAAAAUAUAUUAACAGGCCCUAAAACAAAAUUUUGCGUAUGAAUCAUUUUUAUGCAUUUGUAUUUGUAUGUGUGUAACUGUAUGUGCUUUAUCAUUUAAGGGAUUGUAGCAACUGAUUUUUUGGAUGAUAAUGGUUUCUAUAAAAUAUGUAAAACCAAAUAAACUAAAGAUAUAUUUUAAACACAAAUACGUCAUCAAUGCAAAGCAUGUAGGAACGGCUACACAAUUAAUAUCCACACCAAAACAAGCGACUAUUGAACAAAUCGUAGUUCAUACAUCUUCCCUUUGAAAAACAGAAAGAAAAAAACCCGAGGUCUGGGGGGGGGGGGGGGGGGUUGUGGGGGUGUUUGCGGUGGGGCUGAAAAUACGUUCGAAUGUGUUGUCACCUGAAACAAGUCUAUUUGCCAUUUCGUUAGGAUGACGGGAAGUGGGUCCGUUGGCUUUCUUAAGAUUUUACCCCAAACACACGAAUGAAAGCGAAGUUAUUAUAACUCAAUCAAUCCCUGUGGCGUUACAGCCAUUGGAGGGCUUUGGCCUGCCUCACUACCUCCUUCCGCUCAGACCUAACUAAUGCUUUUCUUUUCCAUGCUUGGAUUCCCCGCCGCAGUAGAUCUUUUUCCACCAUAUCCAUCCAUCUAAGCCUAGGUCUGUCUUUGAGCCGCUUUCCUCUGGAAUUUCGGUGAUGCACCCUCUUCACUACUCUCUCCUUUUGCAUUCUUUCUAAGUGUCCUGCCAAGCGUAGCCGACCCAGACCUGUUUACCCUUCAACUCUUAAAAUCGUACAAUAUCAUCACAAAAUCGUUCAGUACAUUAUCUUAAUAGUAAAAAAAUAAACAUACAGUAUAUAUAAUGUAUACAUCUUAAAAUCGUACAUUGUACACCAAAAUCGUACAUUGUACACCAAAAUCGUACAUUGUACACCAAAAUCGUACAUUGUACGCCAAAAUCGUACAUUGUACACCAAAAUCGUACAUUGUACGCCACAAUCGUACAUUGUACACCAAAAUCGUACAUUGUACGCCAAAAUCGUACAUUGUACGCCAAAAUCGUACAUUGUACACCAAAAUCGUACAUUGUACACCAAAAUCGUACAUUGUACACCAAAAUCGUACAUUGUACACCAAAAUCGUACAUUGUACGCCAAAAUCGUACAUUGUACACCAAAAUCGUACAUUGUACACCAAAAUCGUACAUUGUACACCAAAAUCGUAAGAGUAAACAGGUCUGCCGACCCUUUUUUUUAUCCCUGCUACUAUCGUGGUAUGCCGAUAUAGACUGUACAAUUCCUGGUUGGUUCGUAUUCUCCAUCCAUAUUCAUCCUUUGUUCGUCCAUAUAUUUUCCUGAGAACUUUUCUCUCCAAUGUGUUUACCCGGUUUUCUGCCGUUUUUGUUAGGGUCCAAGUUUCAACCCCUCUGAUGACAGUUUUAUAAAUAGUUCUUUUUUUUUUCUUUUGUAAUGUUUUUACUUUUUAGUAUUUUCUGACUCCUGAAGUAUACACCCCUUUGUCCGGCUGAUAUUCUUUCUUUUCUUUCUGUUAGUAAUUCGUUUCUUUCAUUCAAUAAAGAUCCUAGGUAUUUGAAUUGAUUUACUUUCUCAUGAGUCCGGUUUCUAAUUGUAAUCGCUUCAUCUGUCUGUUCUCUUAUCAUAGUCAUGUAUUUUGUUUGUUUUUUUUGGUUGUUACCCUAAGGGAUUUAAUUAUAUUUUUUUAAACUAGAAAUACAUUUUUUCCGCAUAAAUCCUUUCAAUGCAUGGAGAGACAGUUAAUUUGGUCCCGGUUACCCGUGCCCCCCACCCCCACUCCAUUUAUUUACCCCCACGAGAGUUCACUGAAAACGUCAUUGGUUCCAAAGAUUGCUUAUCCUUUAGUUCUACUUGAACGAUGCAAAUUGUAAUGGUUGAUUUUUUUUUUUAAAUGUUUCUAUUUUUAUUUCGUUUGAUGUUUUGCCAUGGUUUAAGCAUUUCCUAGUCAUGAUAUAAACUCAAAGACAUUGCAAUUUAAAAACAUUAAUAACUUGGAAAUGAAACGUGGUUUAAUGUGGAACGCCAAUAACUUCCACCGGGAAGAUUUGGUUUUCGGGGUGGUGCGUAGAAGUAUAAAACUAGCUAUUUUCUGAGAUUUUUUUUUUAAUUUACAGCUGAAAAGAAAUUGAAAUAAAGUAAUUGUGGUGAUCUGACUUAGGUUUUACAUGUGAGUAGUAUCUCGCGUAUGAGAUAUCCUCGUGGCACUCUGUCUAGGGGAUUAAUCUAAUUUAAGCCAAAUUACCACACAAACAUAAUAAUCUAUCUAUAUACAUAUAGAGUGAAACGAAGUCUUUGUUAAAGGAGAAAAUAAUGGCAAGGAUUUUUUCACUUAGGGUAUUUACAUUAACUCCAAAUAUUUGCUACACCUCUUCCUCCAUGAUACGUCACUGCACACUUUUUAUUUCACGCCCAUGAACUAUAUUAAUAUUCUCAUAUCCGAACCACUUUUAAACCGAAAAUUUUCUACACAAUACUUAAACUGAGACGAUUUCAUUUCCGAAAAGAGAAUAUUACGCACCAAACGCAAUUGCGUUAUUAUAUAUAUAUAUAUAUAUAUCAUUUAGCAUAGUUAUACUGAAUCAUAUUUUACGCGCUAAUGAACUCAUUAUUGAACCACACUUUGCCGUAUCUAUAAAUAUAGCCUGCGUGGUGUUUGACCCGUCUUGUUUGACCUUUGCUGGCGAAUUAUAUAUAUAGAUAUAUACAAAAUGGAAUACUGUAAAAUUAAGAUUUUAUAUUAAUGCAAAACAAGUGUCCCAAAAAUAAUGAUAAUGUCAUCAUUAUAAAUGCUAUAUGUGCUAAAGAUUAUAUGUUCAAUCGAUGUGGACUUAGCCUUUAUAGUUCCACUGUUGAUCUCGACGGGUCAACAAAUGUGGGAGUUUCUUCUGUUCCAAAAAUGUGUCCUCCGUUCCUGUCCUCGGAGCUUUUCAAAGCGAAGUAGGCGUUCCCGGUCUUAGAAUGCGACAACGUCUUGUUCCAAGAGGUUAGGGCAGCGGUUCUCAACCUGUGGGUCGCGAUCCCUUCGGGGGUCGCCUAAGACCAUUGUAAAACACACAUUACCGAUGCUGAUGGUCUUAGAAACCGAUUGAUUUGGUCCAGAAAAAAAAAACAGAGAUGUCAAAACAUUUCAUUAUAAUUGGAGACGAAGUUUUUACGAAACUGAGUGCAAUUUCCUUAUCUAACGACAAUGUCCACAGAAGAACAGAUGACAUGUCUGUUGAUAUUCUUGAUCAUGUAUUUCAAGAAAUAAAAUCUUCUCCACUUCCAAUAUUUGGUAUCCAGCUUGGUGAAUCUACAGACGUUGCAAUCUGUUCCCAGUUACUUAGUUAACUUGAGGUAUAUUAAUGAUGGCGACUUUAAAGAAUGAGUUUAUUUUUCGCACACCUCUUGAAAUAUCAACUACUGCACAUCAUUUGACGCAGUUGGUUCAUUUCUGAAAGAUCAUAAGAUCUCUUGGAAAAAGGUUUGUGGUGUUUACACAGAUGGUGCUCCAGCUAUGCUAUGAUGUCUAUCAUAAGAUAUCUUUGGGAAAAAAUGUUAUGGUGUUUGUACAGAAGGUGCUACAGCUAUGCUAGGGUGUCGCUCUGGAUUUCAUCGUUUGAUACUGAAUGAGUUACCAAAAGUCAUCGGAACACACUGAUUGAUUCAUCGGCAAAUAUUAGCAACGAAGACGCUGCCACAAGAGUUACAAGAAGUAAUGAAAAGCGUCAUAAGAUCUGUCAAUUGUGUAAAGGCGAGCACUUUUAACAGUCGACUGUUUUCGCAACUGUGCAACGCGUUGGAUGCGCCGAACAACGCUCUGCUGUUUCGCACUGAAGUAAGUUGGUUGUCGAGAGGAAAAAUUUUAAAACGUGUUUUUGAGCUUCAUGGUGAACUCAAAACUUUUUUAAAUCAGAAAGCAAGACCGCAGUUCAAAGCUAUUUUAAUGAUAAAAGUGAACUGCAGAAAAUAGCUUACUUGGUUGACAUCUUUGACAAUCUUGAAUGAGUUAAAUUUAUCACUGUAAGGACCAAAUGAAACAUGCUCCAAUUUGUCUUAAAAGAUUCGAUAGUUUAAAUUUUAAUUUCAGCUUUGGCAAAAUAAAAAUUGGAUGAAAAUAUAAUUUACAUGUUGCCUCUCUUAUCUGGUUUCUUUGAGGAACAUGACAUUGAACCAGACAAAAGGGUUACGAUGAUAAAUUCUGUGAACACUUUCAUAUGCUUGCAGCCGAUAUUUCUUCGUACUUUCCAAAUCUGACACCCCAUUUGCACUUGCCAGAAUUCCAUUCACAGUCAAAGUUGAAGAGGAGUACAUUGAACUUUUUAACAGCGAUGCAGUGAGAACUGAUUUCUCUACAAUGUCAGUUACAAAAUUCUGGAUCAAGUUUGUGCAGUCAUAUCCUGUUCUGACUGAGACUGUGUUGCGCCCUCUUCACCCAUUUCAUGCAACAUAUCUUUGUGAAACAGCGUUUUGCAGCUUGCUGGUAUUCAAAUCUAAAAAAAAAAUCGACUUGUUGUGGAAGAUCAUCUUCGUUGUGCCCUUGCAAAGACUGCCCCGAGCAUUUCUGAACUGGUAAGAAAGAAACAAUCUCGAUCUUCGCACUUACGUUGGCUUUUUACGCAUACUGUCGCAAGAUGUAGCAAAGUAGUUUACUGUUGUUAUAUUAAGACUGUUACCCAUGCUACACCAUGUUUCAAGACAAAUUUGCAUUUAUUUAUAAUUAGAAAUUAAUAUUUUAAACAAUAUUAUUACUUAGUGUUUUUUUGUGAUUAAUCACCAUGCUUCAAUUAUGUUCAAUUCGUAACAAUGAAGAUACAUCCUGCAUAUCCGAGAUUUACAUUACGAUUAAUAACAGAAGCAAAAUUACAGUUAUGAAGUAGCAACGAACAUAAUUUUAUGGCGUGGGGUCGCCGCCACAACAGGAAGAACUGUAUAAAAGGGUCGCGGCAUUAAAAAGGUUGCGAACCACUGGGAUAGGAUCUAGGUUGCAAUUAAUGAUCACGCUAAUGAAAUCCUAAGUAUGUUCGUGUACUGCGUUCACCCUCAAGUGAUAGAAUCUGAAAACACAGAUUCUAUUCUACAAUUGCUAUUUAUUGAUGUCGGGUGAUGGUUUAAAUUGGGUGGUUGACAAGUUGUAUGAUGUCCCAAACAAUGACAAUCAGUCUAAUUGUACGGGUUCGACCUUCUACCCAGAAAGUUUAUAGGGGAAGGGGGGGGGGGGGGGUGGAUAGAAAAAAUAACGAUUUUGCGAAGCUGUCGGGAUACAAUAACAAGGGAAAUUACUCGGUCUAUCCAACUGCAAGGGCAAAAUUGGGGGGGGGAAAAAAGGGAGAGGGAGUAUUUUACAAGGGCAAGUUUGCAGGUGGAGAAAUUUUAUAAUGUCCAGCCCCAAAACAUCAUAGUAAUGUAUGUUUAAAUGUUUCUUUUUUUAGUUUAGCUGCCUGUGGCAAAGAAGUGGAUUAUUCCGAAAGGUACGCGGAUGCCCGUUCUGUAUCUUGGUUUCAAUCUUCAAAUUCUAAAGGUAGAACACAUUCUAUAAAUUUGUUUCAUUUGUUUUAAUUAAUAUUAUUAAUGGUGUUAAAAUAUUGUGGGUUUUUUUGUUUGUUUUUUUGGCAAACCCAUUAUUGGUUUUAUAAAACUGGCUUUGAAACCAGUUACGAAUUACAACAAUCAAGGUUAGAAGCAAGCAUGAACGCAGAGGGACAGCGUUUAUGUACUUUUGUUUUUGCUUAUUAAUAAAUACAUUUUCGAGGCGGUGGGAAGGUGGCCCUUAGGUGAGUUCCCAAUCCAUUUCAACAAGGACUUGACACUGUUUGCAAUGCAUUCCAAAAGGAAGGCUUAUAGUUAUGAUGCUAGUUUUAUAAUUUGAAGCUAGAUUAUUAGAACUUUAAAAAUUUUGAUAAGCCAGCUUCAUAGGUAAAGAAUGCUAAAUUUUGUGACGCAUAUUAUCUAUUGAAGCGUAACUGAUAAACACCGUGACAAGCCUAUAACGAACGAUACGUGAUACUAGUGGGUAGUUAUAUAUAUAUAUAUAUAUAUAUAUAUAUAUAUAUAUAUAUAUAUAUAUAUAUAUAUAUAUAUAUAUAUAUAUAUAUUUGUUUUUACUUUGUGAAAAUUAAAGUGGGUGUGUAUUUUUAUGACAUUAACAAUUUUUUUAAAGACACUCAAAUCUGUUAUAGACGUAUGUUACGCACUGCUGUCUAUAGGGAGAAAUUAAUAUUCUAUUUACAUGUAUGGCUCGUUCCAGAACAGUUCAUAACAAGACGACACCAAUUGAUAAAAACUAGAACAGAGAAUACGACCCCCAAAACAGGGCUAAUUACGAUUAAUAAGAUUUAUUUAGUUAUCAAUAUAACUACAAAAGAAAAGAAAUAUAAUUAAAAUCAUCAACUUACAGAGUAUUGUUUUUCUUGUACUGGUACACUGUUAACACAAUGUGCUGAAAAAUAAACUACAAUGAUGAAUACGAACUCACACAUAUAAGUAAACACAGACUAACACACUAUUGUCUCGUAAAGUAAAAAUAUCUCGUGAUCUCUCUAUGCUCUCUGAAUCCCCUUAUAUAAUAUCUCUAGUCGUUCUACCGGCGCAUCUGGAAAAGCCUUACGCAUUGUUUUCCUUUCCAGUUCACUCCCGACCUUUACACAAAAUUAAUGUUUAGUUGGUAGUAAACAAAGCCAAGAUCAAAGGGAAGACUGUUCUUGGUAAGCCACACCCUAUUAGUAUUGCAGCGUCCGCUAGAGCACAUGGCGUAAAGACGUCGACUGCGUAGCAUGUGAAAAAUGGUUGCGAGAUUCUUCUUUAGAUAAAAGAAUUUUUGUUUUACGAUUUUCUGAUAAUAUAUAUUUUAAAAUACAAUGCAAAAGUUUGUAUCUUUUAUAAGGAUAUUAAUGUAUCGAAAUCCUUUAAUAUAAAAUAUAUUUAUAUCAUAUAUAGAGUUUUUGUGGUAAAUUUAAGACUAUGUUUUCACAAUUUAAAGAGAAAAAAAGUUGUAGUUCAAGGGCAGGAAAAUGGGUAAAUCUGAAAUAUUUCUCUAGCGUUGAAAUCCUCCAGCAAUUAACUUCCUUAGUGACAAAAGUAAUAAUAUUAUUGAUACUUUAGACUGGGUAAUUAAAGGUGAUGUUUAGAGGGGAACAUGUACUUUAGCGGCAUGAAAGUGAUUAGGGUAUGCGAAUAAUAUAUAGCAGAAAAAUACUUCUCAAAACUUAAUAAUGUUAAAAACGUAAAUAUCAUUACAUUGGUACUUCUUUUUUUAAUUUAGAAAUUGUGAUCAUUUUUUGAAAUAACAGGUAAAAAUUAUUUCAAAGGACCUAUCACUAUUAUCCCGAUAAAAUCGGGUCGGCUUUAUAGGAGGUAUUUUUUAAAGCAAUAAACAAUGCUAAAAGCCUAAAAAUUUACUUAUGAAAAUCUGUUUUAGCUUCUUGAAAAAUAUUAUUUCAAAGAGAAAAAAAUGUAUUAUGAUUUAUAUUUACAGUGUGUAGGAAAUUAGAAUGCCCUGCAGUACCAGAUAAAGAAAAUCCACUUUCUUUCAUGGGACUCUACAAAGCGUCUUCAGAUUUUCCACCGGAAGUUUCCGCAGAUGAAAAUAUCAAUAGCGGAGACAGCGAGAUCACGACUAGAAUUUCCCGAAACAACACUCCCACUCAAGUCGACUCAAAACUCACGACGGUGAAAUCUGGAAGCUGUAUCCCCGUCGUGUCCAUCUCAUUGCUGACAACCAUCGUCCUGGUCUCGGUUGGUGGGUCAUUAAAAUAGUUGAACUCAUUAGUGGCUGGAUCUGAAAUUGAAUUAUCUGUGGAAGUUGUUACAAGUUUAUAAAAAUCUCUUAAUACAAAUCUUCAUCAAUUCGUUACAAGCAUUGCUGUAAUAUCUGCAGUCUAAAAAUUAAAUUUUGUAUUAUCAUAUUUAGAACAUGUUACAACAUAACAAAAAAAGCAUUAAACAAAAGUCACUUACAGUUCAUCUUGUUUAAUAAGCAAAUUAAAACAUAUUGAUUGCAACACAAUCAAAACAUGUCAAUUUCAAAACAUUUAAGAUUACCCUUUUUUAAAAAAAAUAAAUCGUAUUGUUA
Lymnaea stagnalis (great pond snail) is the source of this 35824-nucleotide messenger RNA. The record is from the annotation of a GenBank genome assembly. NCBI's taxonomy places the organism in Eukaryota, Metazoa, Mollusca, Gastropoda, Lymnaeidae.